CUUGUCACAAGUUGUACAUCGGCGUUCAGCCAUUUGAAAAGCAGGGCAACCUACAGAGACCGAUCAUGUCACUUAUAGCGAGAUCUCUGUUACGCACCGGUUUAUUUGCUGCACCCAGAGCUAUCAAACUUACACAAGUACUGUGUUCAGCUAGGAAGAUGUCUUCCAAUUCUUUACCACAGUUUGAGACUUUAGCAGUGACCAGUCCAAAGGAAUAUGUUUACCAAGUUGAACUGAAUCGACCAAAAAAACUCAAUGCAAUGAACAAAGCUUUCUGGAGGGAGAUGGUAGAAUGCUUUAAUGGCAUUGCUCAAGAUCCAAACUGUCGGAUUGUUAUACUAACUGGUGCAGGAAGAGCUUUCACAUCAGGUCUUGAUGUAAUGGACCACGCUGAUGUGCUGAUGUCGAUGGAUGGUGAAGACGAUGUUUCAAGAAAAGCAUUCAAAUUCAUACAGUUUAUCAAAAAAUAUCAGGAAACAUUUACAGUUAUUGAAAAAUGUCGUAAGCCUGUGAUAGCAGCGAUUCACAAUGCUUGUGUUGGAGGUGGCGUUGACAUGAUCACAGCUUGUGACAUCAGGCUAUGUACUGAAGAUGCAUGGUUCCAAAUCAAGGAGGUAGAGCUAGGCCUUGCUGCUGAUGUUGGUACACUACAGAGACUUCCUAAAAUAGUGGGAAAUGACAGCUUAGUAAGAGAGCUAGCUUACACUGCUAGAAGAUUCCAAGCUCUGGAAGCCAAGGGAUGUGGGCUUGUCAGCCAAGUUUAUAAAGACAAAGACACUAUGAUUGAAGGUGCACUAGAGUUGGCUUCCACGAUAGCCAGUCAGAGUCCUAUAGCUGUCCAGGGAACCAAAGUCAACUUGAUAUAUUCUAGAGAUCACUCUGUGCCAGAGGCAUUAGAUUACAUUGCUGCUUGGAACAUGAGCAUGUUACAAACUGAAGACUUAAUGAAAGCCAUUCAAGCUGGUAUGGCUAAAGAAAAAGCAAAUUUCUCCAAACUGUAAAGCAUGAUGCACC
Messenger RNA from Saccoglossus kowalevskii, 1014 nucleotides. Its product is annotated as delta(3,5)-Delta(2,4)-dienoyl-CoA isomerase, mitochondrial-like. Gene Ontology annotation, molecular function: delta(3,5)-delta(2,4)-dienoyl-CoA isomerase activity. Gene Ontology annotation, cellular component: mitochondrion. The record is from RefSeq and is a predicted model, not a curated record. Lineage: Eukaryota; Metazoa; Hemichordata; Enteropneusta; Harrimaniidae.